AAAAAACUCAAUGCUUCCGGUAUCUGCCGCGUCGUGCGAUUGGUUUCUGGAAAUUCGAUGCAGUGGCGAAAUUCGUCAUGGAGAAAUAAUUUUAGACCUCAAUCAAGUAUUGUUGACUCAAGGGACUAACUUUAAGUGUGUGUGAGUUUUAUGCAGACUGUUAACCGUGAAUUGAAUUAUGAUAACCAAAAUGCAACCUCAAGCGAAUGUUGCCGUGCCACAAUCUGUCACAACGCAGCCCCAACAAAUAGUCGGUGUUCCAGCGAAUGCCGUGAUCCUGAAAAUGUCGGAUAUUCAGCAAAUAUCUACAGUGGGACUAUUGGAACUGGCACAUCGUGAGUACCAAGCGGGAGAUUAUGAAAGCGCAGAACUGCAUUGCAUGCAGCUAUGGCGUCAGGAUGGCACGAACACUGGUGUUCUCCUUCUACUGUCUUCCAUCCACUUCCAGUGUCGCCGGCUGGACAAGUCUGCGCACUUCUCCACACUGGCUAUCAAACAGAAUCCUUUACUUGCAGAAGCUUACAGUAACCUAGGCAAUGUGUACAAAGAGAGAGGACAACUCCAAGAGGCAUUGGAGAACUACAGGCACGCGGUGAGGCUAAAGCCUGACUUCAUUGAUGGGUACAUCAACCUGGCCGCGGCCCUUGUGGCUGCCGGGGACAUGGAACAGGCCGUCCAAGCUUACGUCACUGCAUUACAGUAUAACCCUGACCUUUACUGCGUUAGGAGCGACUUGGGCAAUUUGCUCAAGGCCCUCGGCCGCCUGGACGAGGCUAAGGUGUUGUCUGGUAAGACAGUAGGUGUGACCGGAGCUGUAUCUAGCUGGGUUACGGUUGGUACCACACUCGCAUUCCCGCCGCGAUGACAGCAUGCCUGCAGCAGGCUUGUUACUUGAAAGCCAUAGAAACGAGGCCAGACUUUGCAGUCGCAUGGAGUAACUUGGGAUGCGUGUUUAACGCACAAAGUGAGAUCUGGUUGGCAAUACACCACUUUGAAAAAGCAGUGGCCUUGGACCCUAAUUUCUUGGAUGCUUACAUCAACUUGGGAAACGUUCUCAAGGAGGCGAGAAUAUUUGACAGGGCUGUAGCGGCUUACUUACGCGCUCUAAAUCUAUCGCCCAAUAACGCCGUCGUCCACGGCAAUCUGGCGUGCGUAUACUAUGAACAAGGACUGAUUGACUUGGCUAUCGACACAUACAGGCGGGCCAUAGAACUGCAACCCAACUUCCCUGACGCGUAUUGUAACUUGGCAAAUGCACUAAAAGAGAAAGGCCAAGUGGCUGAUGCGGAGGAGUGUUACAAUACAGCUCUACGACUAUGCCCCUCCCACGCAGAUUCGCUUAAUAACUUGGCCAAUAUCAAACGCGAGCAAGGUUUUAUCGAAGAAGCGACGCGGCUGUACCUGAAAGCACUAGAAGUUUUCCCAGAAUUUGCUGCUGCACACAGCAACUUGGCCUCUGUACUGCAACAGCAAGGCAAGCUCAAUGAAGCUCUUAUGCAUUACAAGGAGGCGAUCCGGAUUCAGCCGACCUUCGCCGAUGCCUACAGCAACAUGGGCAAUACCCUCAAGGAAAUGCAAGACGUGGCUGGCGCUUUACAGUGCUACACUAGAGCCAUUCAAAUUAACCCUGCGUUCGCCGACGCUCACAGCAACCUGGCUAGCAUCCACAAAGACUCGGGCAAUAUCCCCGAGGCUAUACAGUCAUAUAGAACGGCACUGAAGCUCAAGCCAGAUUUCCCUGAUGCAUAUUGCAACCUGGCCCACUGUCUUCAGAUUGUGUGCGACUGGACGGACUACGAAGCGCGCAUGAAGAAGUUGGUCAGCAUUGUCGCUGAACAACUCGAAAAGAAUAGGCUCCCGUCGGUUCAUCCGCAUCACUCGAUGCUUUACCCGUUGACGCACGACUUCAGGAAGGCUAUUGCGGCUCGCCACGCCAACUUAUGUUUGGAAAAAGUCCAGGUUCUCCACAAGCCACCUUACAAGUUCCCGCGCGAGUUACAAGGCCGACUCCGCAUCGGCUACGUGAGCAGUGACUUCGGGAACCACCCGACUUCUCAUUUGAUGCAAUCGGUACCUGGUCUUCACGAUCGUACUAAGGUCGAAAUCUUCUGCUAUGCUCUAAGCCCAGAUGAUGGCACGACCUUCCGCUCCAAGAUCGCUAGGGAAGCGGAGAACUUCAUUGAUCUCUCCCAAAUGCCGUGCAACGGGAAAGCCGCUGACAAAAUAUAUGGUGACGGUAUUCACAUUCUUGUCAACAUGAAUGGUUACACGAAAGGCGCGAGGAAUGAAAUAUUCGCAUUGAGGCCGGCACCGGUUCAGGUCAUGUGGCUGGGCUACCCGGGAACGAGUGGCGCGAGUUAUAUGGACUACCUGGUCACAGAUGCAGUCACAUCCCCAGUAGAACUGGCCAGUCAAUACAGCGAGAAGUUGGCUUACAUGCCGCAAACAUACUUCGUUGGUGACCACAAGCAAAUGUUCCCGCAUUUGCAGGAGCGCCUUAUUCUCAGUGACAAAGUGAAGUCUCAUAACAGCUUGGGCAUUGUAGCUGACAAUGUAGCGGUGAUUAACGCUACUGACCUCUCGCCAUUGGUGGAAACUACGGAUAUCAAAGAAAUCAAGGAGGUGGUCAGGGCGGCAAGGCCUGUGGAAAUCUCAUUGAAAGUGGCGGAAUUGCCUACUACUACUCCAAUCGAAACUAUGAUCGCUUCGGGACAAGUUCAGACAUCAGUCAACGGCGUAAUCCUCCAAAACGGCCUAGCGACGACUCAGACCAACAACAAAGCGGCGACAGGCGAGGAAGUGCCACAGUCUAUCGUUAUCACGACGCGGCAGCAAUACGGCUUACCAGACGAGGCGGUUGUGUACUGCAACUUCAACCAGCUGUACAAGAUCGAUCCGCUGACGCUGCAUAUGUGGGUGUACAUUCUGAAGCACGUGCCGAACAGUGUGCUGUGGCUGUUAAGAUUCCCAGCGGUGGGCGAGCCGAAUCUACAAGCCACUGCGCAGCAACUGGGUCUUCCGCCCGGCCGCAUAAUCUUCUCCAACGUAGCAGCGAAGGAGGAACACGUGCGACGCGGUCAACUAGCGGACGUGUGCCUCGACACGCCGCUGUGUAAUGGACAUACCACCAGCAUGGACAUAUUGUGGACUGGCACGCCUGUCGUCACGCUGCCUGGCGAGACGCUGGCCUCCAGAGUGGCAGCUUCACAACUUAACACACUUGGAUGCCCUGAGCUGAUUGCGAGGACAAGACAAGAAUAUCAAGACAUAGCUGUAAGACUAGGAACUGAUAGGGAAUAUUUAAAAGCGAUCCGCGCGAAAGUGUGGACGGCCCGGACGGAGAGUCCAUUGUUCGACUGCAAGGCAUACGCGACCGGUCUGGAGAUGCUUUACCAGCGUAUGUGGCAGCGGUUCGCGCGAGGCGACCGCCCCGACCACAUACAGGCCGCGGACAAAUAGGCGAGCGCGCCCGCCAACUCCGCCAAGAAGCGACGCUGGUGCUAAGCGGACACAGACCUGAUCAGUACGUUUGUUUUGUGGUAGUGGCUAUAUUAAGACUCGUGUACACAUCAGACUAAAUUUUAGUGCUAAAAUCGCUCUUAUUAUUACUAAAUAAGAUGCCAAGUGUUUAGUUUGAUGCCGUUGUGUCAAAGUAUGCGCAUGAGUUGGUCUUGUUGAUGACUACGUAAUUCCAUGAGAAAUACGCAAUUGAUGUCUCAUAGCUUUGUCAAUGGAGACGAGCCCUGAGACACGUGGGUAGCGAAGGGACACGUCCCUAUUUUAUACCCAGUUUAAAUUCAACUCUUGCGCAUAUUUUAUGAUGAUACAGUUGUUUAAAGUCCACCACACUUCCAUUUGCACUGUAGUCUUGUCACUUAUACUGGCUGGUCUAUUAGAAUGACAGCAGAAACGACGAGAUUUAUUUGUAACAACAUUGUUUAUUUGCUUAUUUAUAAACUGAUCAGGUCUGAUGUUAUUGCUUGACAGAGUGACUGUGAACAAAAUGACUCUUGAACAAAGUGAUAAGUGAGGAUCGUGCAGAAAAGAAGGCAGAACUGAAGGACAUUUUGUAGUGUUAGCAUUAACAUUUUAAGCAAUAUCUAAAAUUGGAAGCCACAGGAUCAUCCACAAACAUGUCGUUUUGACAGUUUUCUAGUCAAGGGCCAACAAAUAGGUUUAAAGCCUUUUGAUCUAAAAUAUUUGCCCCAUUGUGUAGUGAUCUUUUGCUAAUUGCAAGUAGAAAACUUAUUUACUUUUUGUCAAUAUGUAACCAUUAGAGUAAAGAGUUGUGGCCUUGCUGUGCUUACUUAAUGUGUUGAAAAAUAGAAUUAAUGAGUUUCCCAGUCAGAUACUGAAAGAAAACUUACUCAAACCAAAUUAAAACAAAAAUUCAAUGGGUUUUAAAUGAACUUUAGUUUGAAAAACUCUUGGUAGUUGAUAUUAAUGUGGCUGUGUGAAACUUAUGUAAAGUUAUUGCCAACAUAUAUUUUUCUAUUAUCAUUAUUGAGUCAGCAGCACCAUUAUUGACUGCAGUUGUCCCACUUUGGCUGUUUACAAACUUUUGCUUAUACCAUUACCAUAAGUAUAUUGUAUUCAUAAGAAACUUAGGACACCUUAGGCAACGUGUGAAUGGUCAUGGCCACAAAUAUUGAGAAAGUAUCAUCAACUACUAAGCAAUACCAUCGCAAUUGGGAUCUUGCUUUGAAUGAAAGGAAUUGAGAAUGUAUUUUGAAAGAUCUGUCUCUUUAUCUACUUGUGACGAAAUUCAAUUAACUUUAGGAAUAUCUAUAUUUUUUCUAUAGAAAAGUUUUACUUAAAACUUUAUUUUUAUAUUAUAUCGUGUGACUGCUUUUGUAGGUUUUAGCUGUGCGAUAUAACCAUGAAAUUGGAAGACAUGAUUUGUUAUUAACUAACAUAAAUAUAAUUUAUUUUUCUCUAUUUUUGAUUUAAUGUGCUGUUGUGUUAUGGAUUU
Molecule: messenger RNA, 4972 nt
Organism: Ostrinia furnacalis (Asian corn borer)
Lineage: Eukaryota; Metazoa; Arthropoda; Insecta; Lepidoptera; Crambidae
Product: O-linked N-acetylglucosamine (GlcNAc) transferase sxc
Exons: 11
Coding region: 862-3459 (865 amino acids)
Biological process (GO): protein O-linked glycosylation
Molecular function (GO): protein binding; protein O-acetylglucosaminyltransferase activity
Source: RefSeq, a predicted model, not a curated record